Chlamydomonas reinhardtii is the source of this 5125-nucleotide messenger RNA. RefSeq lists its product as uncharacterized. The transcript is spliced from 3 exons. Lineage: Eukaryota; Viridiplantae; Chlorophyta; Chlorophyceae; Chlamydomonadales; Chlamydomonadaceae. Gene Ontology annotation, cellular component: ribonucleoprotein granule; mitochondrial matrix. Gene Ontology annotation, biological process: chloroplast rRNA processing; mitochondrial RNA processing; regulation of mitochondrial mRNA stability. The record is from RefSeq and is a predicted model, not a curated record. Bases 218 to 4741 code for a protein of 1507 amino acids. Gene Ontology annotation, molecular function: RNA binding.
UCCUUAUUUGAAUGAAUUGUAGUUCCGCCUGGAGGUGUUGCAAAGCACAGGCACAAUGAAUUGAAGAGUAGGAAGCGCUGGGCGCAGGAUGAGCACCCAAAUCCUGUCUCAAAACCUUGAGACAGGUACGGGCUUAUUCGCGCGAACUGUGGCAUGGCUCCAGUCACGGAACCGGCAACAUGCCCCGUUGCUCUCGCCCUCACCGCUGGCCGCUGCGAUGGCACCGACCACAUCACAGGCUCGCGCGUCACAUGUACAGCUCAGGCCUCGGAGUUCUCGGUGGCGAACCCGUGUGGCGCCGCGGGCCUUCCUAGCACCGGCUUUGCCUACAGCCGACAACAAAGCUUCCGACCGAGCCAUUGCGGAGGUUGACGCAUUGAGCAAUACGGCCCCUGGCAGCCAUGCCCCCCUGCACCUCAACGGGCACAGAGAGCACAGCAGUACUGCGGAUGCACACAGCGACAUGCACAGUAGCCAUGUCAGCUUGAACGGCCACAGUAGCCCCAACGGCCACGGCGGCCUCAACGGCCACGGCGGCCUCAGCGGCCGCACCCUGCCGCUGCCGCCCCGCGCCCCGGACGCGCUAUUGGCGCCCGCCCCAUGGCGCGCACCUGCGCAAAGUAGCAACCGUGGCGGUGGUAAUAGCAGAAGUGGCACCCGCUCUGUCAUGCAGGGCGUGAAAGCCGAUAGCCAGGAGCAGCACCACCGGCAACUCCAGCACCACUCGCAGCAACGUGCGCGCCGUGCCAGCCCUGUGCCCUUGAACGGUCACAGCCUGCACGCACCCACUCCAGCCAGCAGCCACAGCUCACGCGGCGCAGGCGUGGCGCUCUCGGCGGCCAUCCGCGAGGCGGCCUCGUGGGACGAGCUGGCCGAUCUGUACGACAGCGCAAUGCAACAAGGCGGCGGCGGCGGCGGGUUCCGUUCAGGCCACGUGUCAGCGGCCCUGGCACGCCUGCCACACCUGCGAGGCGCGUGCUUGGCCUCGCCUGCAGCCGCCGCCGCCGUCGCCGUGGUCGCGGACGGCCACCAGCUGCCACUGCCGCUCGAUGGCGCGCGCAGGGUGGACGCUCACGUGGGUCCAGGAGCAGCCGCGAUCAACGGCACCACCACCAGUACCAGCUCCACCACCUCCACCACCACCAUCGCCACCAGGGCCAGUGACAGCGGCGUGCACGGCUCGGGCUGCAGCCGCCACGAGGCGCUGCUGGCGGCGCUGCUGGCCGACUUCAACGCGCACACGGCGGCGGGCGCCUAUGGCAGCCGGGAGCUGAGCAGCUGUGCCUGGGUACUGGGGCGGCUGGGGCGGCGCGAGCGGGCGGACCUGGUGGGCGAGCUGGUGGACCGCAUGCUGCCGGCACUGGGGGAGGAGGACGAGCAGGAGGAGCCCGGGCAAAGCAACGGGUCAAGGCGUAGCCGUGGCGAAGCAGGUGGUGGCCAAAGUCGAACUGGUGCAGUCAGCGAGGCACCGGAGGCCGGACCGGCGGCCGCACCGACAGUGCUGGACCUUUCGAACGCUGCACUGGGCAUGGCGCGUUUGGGCGUGACGCGGCCGGAGCUCUGGCAGCGGCUGGCGGCGGCGGCGGCGCCGCGGCUUCAGCACUUCGGCACCCAGGAGCUGUCCAACCUCGUUUGGAGCUUCGCCCAGGCACAUCGGGCGGCCUGCAGGCUCCUACCCGCAAGGCCGCCGCCGCCACAGCCAGCGUCGGAGGCAAGGCCACCACCAGCCCCGGACGCUCUGCACCCGGACUGGGCGCCCUGGCUGCGGCCGUUCGUGCAGGACGCCGCGGCGGACCGGGCGCGGCGCGUGCUGCGGCGCUGCACCGCGCAGGAGGCCGCUAACCUUGUGUGGUCGCUAGCAACGCUGGGGCACGCGGACGCACGCACGGUGAAGGUGGUGGCUGCCGAGGCAGCGACGCGCGCCGGCAGCCUGACGCCGCAGGGUGUCAGCAUGACGGCGUGGGCGCUAGCGACCAUGGUAGCCAACAUGCGCACCAGCAACAUGCGCGACGACGAGUGCAGCGCCGGCAUCGCCAGUGGCAGCAGCGAGGUUGUCGAUGGCAGCGAGCUCAGCAGCAUCGAUGACAACAAUGACACCGGCAGCAGCAGUGAUUGCGGGACCGCCGGGACCGCCGUCAGAGCACGCAAGCCAAGCCCAGCGGAGCAGGCGGCGGCUGCCACGGCAGAGGCAGCGAAGGCGGCUGUUGCGCUUGCAGCGGCGGCCAAGGGGCGCAUCUGGUGUUAUUCCGCACAGGGCCUCUCGAACCUGCUGUGGGCGCUACGCGGCCUGGGCAGCCCCGCGCGCAAGGCGCUGCUCACGGCGGCGGCCCGCGAGGCCGUGGUGCGCCUGCAAGACCAGCUGUCGCCCUUGGGCCUGGCGACCCUGCUGGGCGAGUGGGCGGCCGCGGGGCUGUACCACCCAGGCCUGUUUGCGGCGGUGGCGCCCGCGGCCCUAGAGCGGCUGUCCGGGUUCCGCCCGGGCACACUCGUGCGGCUGCUGGCAGCCUACGGCGCCGUGGGGUGCUGCGAGCGGCAGCUCUUCCUGGCGGCCGCAGACUUGCUGCUUGGCACCGGUACCAGCACCAGCAGUGGUAUCAGCGAGGGUGCAGAUGCCACAGGUGCGCGCGGCGCGGCGCAGCGGCGUCCGCUGGACGGCCUGAGUCGCGGCGAGUGCUUUCAGCUGGUGUGUGCGUACGGGCAGGUGGGAGUGCACGUGCCGCAGCUCAUUGACGCAGCCCUUGCGCGCAUGGUGGCGCCGGGGGCGGCAUCGCCGCCGGGAGCAGCAGAGCUGCAGCUGCACCUGGAGCUGCCGCCGCGGGCGGCAUGCCGGCUUGCAGCCGCGCUGGCGCUGCUGGGGCACCGGCCAGCGCAGCAGGCGCCGGGUUCAGGCGGUGGCGACGCGGUCGAUUCGCCCUGCAAUGGCGUUCCGUCGGUGCCAGCGCUGCGAGGUGUGAUGCUGGACCUGCGGCGGUUGCUGCUGCCGGCUCUGCCCUCACUGGAGCCGGUGGCGGCGGUGACGGCCGUGUGGGCGCUAAUGCGGCUUGACCUGGCGGGCCCGGCGGCAGCGGUGCGCCUCGGCGAGCUGUUGGUGCGCCGCUGCGGCUCCGCGUCGUCAUUCGCAGCAGCGUCAGCGGCCUCGGGUGGCGGCCAUGCUGGUGCUGGCGGCGCCGCACGCGGCGCGCUUGCCGCUGCUGUUGCCAACGUAACUCGGACGGCAGCAACAGUUGGCGAUGGGCGCAUGCUGGCGAGGCUGCUUUGGGUGCUCGGGCGCGGCGCGGCUGCGGCGCUGCAGCAACAGAAGGACCUACAGCGCCAGCAGCAGGUGGUGGUCGCAGGGUCGGCACCGGAGGCAAGCAGCGCCCUACAGGCCGCAGCAGCGGCUCGGGAGCUGAGCGCAGCGCUGCUCGCAGCUGUUAUGGUGCUGGUAGAGGAACGGCCAGAGGCGUUGGCGCGAACGCCGGAGGCGCUCGCCGCGGCAGCAGCCGCUCUGAGUGAGGUGCUGGCGACGGCGGCGCCGCGGGCUGCACAGCCGCCUGCUCGUGGCAGGGGCCGCGGCAGCGCGACCGCCGCUCCCACCUGCAGUGUGCCGGACGUUGAGCUGCGCGAGGCACUGGUGGAGGUGUGCGAGCAGGCAUUCCGCCGCGCCAGUGCCGCCAGCGCUGCUCCUGCAGGUGAGCGUGCGGCAGGACGGCGUGGCCCCAAGCGCCGGCACUCGCCGCAAGGCCAGCAGGCGCAGGCACAGGCGCAGCUGCAGAUGCUGUCCGACUGCCAGCUGGCCGAGGUAGUCCGCGCGCUGUGUGUCUCGGGCGUGGCGGAGCAGGAGCCGGUGCUGCGGCAGGCGGCAGCGCGGGCGGUGGCGCGCCGUCUGGUGGCGCUGGUGGAGGCAGCUGCGGCUGGCGGCACCGCUGCCGCCAGCGCACCGCCAGCGGCGCUGUCGGACGAGCAGGCCGGCGAUCUGGCGGCGCUGCUGGUCGCCGCCGCCCGCCUGCAGCUAUUUGGCCAGCCCGCGGCGCUGCCUGUCCUACGCGCGGCGGCGCAGAUGCUGGCUGCUGCGGGCAGGGCGGCUGCCCCGCGGCCUGUCCUCAGCGUGGUGCAGCUUCCGCAGCUCCUUGCCCUCUUGCGCUGUGACCCAGCCGUGGCCACCGCCACAUGCGGCGGCUGCGCACCCGAGGCGCCCGCGGUGCAGGCGGCCCUGUACACGUUCGUGCUGCGGCAGGCGAUGCCGUUGCUGCCCUGGCUACCGGAUGCAGCCGCGGCGCAGGCCCUGGCGGACGCCCGGCGGCUGCCUCCGUCGCUGGGCUGUGGCGGCCGCUCAGUCCCAAGUACGGAGGGUCACCAGGUGCGGGCAGUGCACACGGCAGCUGCCACUGCGCUGGUGUGGCAGCAGGGUGGUGGCGGCAGCUCAGAUGCCGGUCACGGCAGCGGUGGAGGCGAGGGCCCUGUGCACACAGCCGGGACCACUGCCACUAGCCAGCCGCUGAGUGGUGCACCGGACGCUGCGGGCGGGCGGCAGUGCACGCAUGUGCGGCAUGGGCGGGUGCGCGGCGGCCCCGGACUGCGUCCCGAGCCCGGUGCCGAGGUGGCUGUGCUGCCGGGCGUAGAGCUGCAUGUGCGGUCUGGUGGUGGUCCGCGUGUUGCUGGCGACCCAGCCGGCACCGUCAUCCUGGUGCGGCCGGACGGCGCGCAUGGGCGUGUAGGCGCGGCUCCGGGCGGGCGCCAGCGCAGCCACCUUGCAGCCUGAGCCGGCCGGCCGGCCAGCCGGAGGAGUCAGGGUUGGCGAUCUCGGAGCAUGGCGGAUAAAAGGCAGCUGCUGUUUGCGCGCAUGUAUAUGUCAGAGAAAUCGUGUAUGCUUAGCGAUGCGCUUCGACUAGGGUCAAACUUUAGCUUACAGGGCUGGGAGUACGGUAUGGGCAGAACGUGUGAGCCAGGGCAUAGACAGCAGUCCCGCACACAUGGAGGUCGAGGACAUACCGUAGGGUGUGAGUGGGGCUCUAUAUGAACUGUACGGCAUGCGGUAGAAGUGCGAUGAAGACGGGUUACGUGCAUCCUUGGAUGCCCAGUGGACUGCCGGAGCCUUGGCAGUAGUCAAUAGCCCCGACGCUAGGUGUAGAUACACGAAUUGGAC